CUUUUGAUCAACAGGUCUGUCAUUCAGUCCAGUACAUAGUGUGGUUUCGAUGCCAAUCAUGUGCGUGACUGACAGACUAUGAUUUGUCUCUGGGUUUUCUCUGGGACUGCAGGUUCCUCUCACCGCAAGCGAAUUAUUGAAAAAUGAUUACCACCUGUUGGUCCCGAAAUGAACAAGUUAAAGUUUGUAUUGUUCUCUCAUUCACUCGCUCCUUUAGGCUAGUGUUGUCACCGAUAACCACUUUCAAAAGAGGUCAUUCAACCAGAAUCCCAUAGGCUGUGUUUAUAAUAAGUGUGGACGUUUGUUGUGUAUUAGUUGAUAUAACGAGGAAAUAAAUCAAUGUGUUCAAGGGAACAUAACUGAAAAUAAGGAUAUAAAAGAGAAUCAAGGCGACAAAGCAGAAUGGUUAACUAAUCAACUUGAUAUUCUGUAUGUAUAUGUAACUUAAAACGGUCAAACGACUCGUUUAUUUUCUACAUACUUUUCGCAUUCUUUCAAUUAUCAUUGUGUUUCCGUUAACAAAGGCUAGAGCCAGUUUAACCCCAAUCAGCACAUUGGAUAAACAUUAAGGCAUAGUAAAGGACUUACUGGACAGUACCAAGCCGCAUACUCUCGGCAUUAAUACGGCCCUGUGCAUAACAUUUAUUGUAACUCUCUAUUUCAAAUAUAUACGAUGUCUGCUGAAAAGAAUACACCCUUUAAUGAACAAGUUUGCGUAAAGACUGUCGAAAUGCACACAGCUGGAGAACCGCUAAGAAUAAUAGUUUCUGGAUUUCCUAAAAUAGAAGGCCGAACCAUUCUUGAUCAACGACGAUAUGUUAAAGAACAUUUAGACCAUUACAGAAAACUUACAGUCAAUGAACCGAGGGGACAUUUUGAUAUGUACUGUGCUCUCCUUGUCGAGCCAUCCGUACCAGAAGCAGAUAUUGCCGUUCUGUUUAUGCACAAUGAAGGUUACAGUACUAUGUGUGGCCAUGCUGUAAUUUCUUUAGGCCGGUAUGCCGUGGAUGCAGGUUUGAUAAAGGAACCAACAAUACCAGAAACUAAAGUCAAUAUCCAAUGUCCAUGUGGUUUGGUUACUGCCUAUGUUCAAUAUGAUGGUAAGAAAACUGGAUCUGUAAGAUUUCAUAGUGUUCCUGCUUUUGUCUACAAAACCGAUGUUGAAGUAACUGUAGAACCUUUUGGAAAGAUAAUCGUAGACAUAAGUUAUGGUGGAACUUUUUAUGCUUUCGUUGCGGCUCAUAAACUCUGCUUGAACCUUGAUACAUCAAUGGUCAAAGAUCUGAAUAAAGCUGCAGACGAUAUAUCAGCGGCUGUUAAAAGGGAAAUAAAGAUUGAAUCUCCAGAGAAUAAAGAUUUGGGAUUUUUGUAUGGCACUAUUAUAACUGAUGAUAAUGACAGCUAUAGUCAUAUACCAACAUCUAAUAUCUGUGUUUUUGCCGAUAGACAGGUUGACAGAUCACCAUGUGGAUCAGGAGUAACAGCACGUAUAGCUUUACAAUACCAUAAAGGUUUAAUAGGUCUGAAUCAAACUAGACAGUUUCAAAGUUCUACUACUAAAGCUAUAUUUACAGGAAAGGCUGUUAGAGAAGUUUGUGUUGGACAAUAUAAAGGUGUAGAAGUGGAGGUUUCUGGUAAGGGUUUCUAUAGUGGAAAGUCAGAGUUUACACUUGAAGAAGAUGAUUUCAUUGGUCACGGAUUUAUCAUUAAAUAAAACAAAAAUACA
Messenger RNA from Patella vulgata (common limpet), 1726 nucleotides. RefSeq names its product trans-L-3-hydroxyproline dehydratase. The record is from RefSeq and is a predicted model, not a curated record. Gene Ontology annotation, molecular function: hydro-lyase activity. NCBI's taxonomy places the organism in Eukaryota, Metazoa, Mollusca, Gastropoda, Patellidae. Bases 674 to 1714 code for a protein of 346 amino acids. The transcript is spliced from 4 exons.